GGCGCAUGUGCAGUGCGCACUUCCUGUUCCGCGUUGCAGUGGGGCGUUCUUUGCAAUCCCACAACAGUGAGCGAUCCAAGCACUGGAUUGUAUUUUUUUUUAAUGAACUACAGGUUUUCGAAAAUUUAAAAUGGCGUUUAUGAGGAAAAGUAAAUUUCGUCACGUUUUUGGUCAAGCCGAAAAACGCGACCAGGGUUACGACGGGAUUCGGGUCACCCGUACAUCUUGGGAGUCAACUUAUUGUGCGGUUAACCCAAAGUUCGUAGCAGUUAUUACAGAAGCUGCAGGAGGUGGUGCAUUUCUGGUGCUUCCCUUGUCAAAGGUGGGCCGUGUAGCAACUGAUCACCCGCUGGUAGCUGGACACAAGGGAGCAGUACUCGAUAUUCAAUGGUGUCCCCAUAAUGACAAUGUCAUAGCCAGUGCUUCUGAUGACUGCACUGUCAAAGUAUGGCAGAUUCCAGACAAAGGUCUAGACUCUAACCUUAAUGAACCAGUUGUGGAUCUUCUUGGACAUCAAAGACGUGUAGGAAUUUUGGCUUGGCACCCUUCUGCUCAGAAUGUGCUGGCCUCAGCAGGUUCAGACAACAAGAUCAUUCUGUGGAAUGUGGGAACUGGUGAGGCAAUGGUGGAAACAGAGCUUCCAGAUUUUGCUCUCAGCAUGUCCUUCAACUACAAUGGAAGUCGACUGGCUUGCACUGCAAAAGACAAAAAAUUACGCAUCCUGGAUUCACACACUGGAAGUAUUGUCAAGGAGGGUAAAUGUCAUGAAGGGGCCAAGCCAUCUCAUGUAUGUUACCUUAAAGACGGGCAGCUACUGACCACAGGCUUUUCCAAGAUGAGCGAACGACAGUAUGCUUUGUGGAGUGAGAAAGAUCUUAGCAAACCUGUUUCACUUGAAGAAAUUGAUAGCAGCAACGGUGUCAUGUUCAUCUUUUAUGACCAAGACACAAAUAUGAUCUACCUCUGUGGAAAGGGUGACAGUUUGAUUCGCUACUACGAAGUAACAGAUGAAGCUCCGUAUGUUCACUACUUGUCGCUGUACCAGUCCAACAGUCCUCAGCGUGGCAUUGGCUUCAUGCCAAAGCGAGGCCUCAAUGUCAAUGCCAAUGAAAUUGCACGUUUCUAUAAACUUCAUAACAAUGGCCUGUGUGAAGUGAUCACAUUCACAGUUCCACGAAAGUCAGAGCUGUUCCAGGAUGACCUGUACCCAGACACUGCCAGUGAUACUCCAGCAAUCUCAGCAGAAGAAUUCUUUGAUGGAAAAAAUGCUGACCCAAUCCUGGUCUCUCUCAAGGAAGCAUUGCAGCCGUCACAAAAAGAGCAGCUGAAGGUGGUGCGGCGAUCAAACAUCCUGGACAAGAUGCCCUCGCGCUCCUCAACCAUUCAGUCCAACAAUGCCCCAGCAGCCGCAGCACCUUCUGUUCAGUCAGCGCUGCCACCUAAACUGCCUAAGGAUUUUGAUGCAGCAGCCAUCAUGCGGGAGAUUGCAGACCUUAGGAAAAAGGUGAAAGACCAGGAUGAACGUAUCUCUGAACUGGAAGGAAAGGUGGCAGCUUUCACUGAAGUCUCUGACCCGGACACCUCCACCAAUGUGGAUGAUGGCAGAGAUGGCGAUGCCAAUGACGAUUAAGGUGGCUUGAACUGUCUUGUGAUGAAGCAUAACAAUAUUAAACUUUAUGUAAAGAUUAACAUCAAGCUGUGGCCUUUCCUUAACAAAUCUUUUCUUUCACUCCUUUUUUUUUUUUUUCUUUUUUUUUAUUUCAGCGUCACAUCAUUGAGAUUAAAUGCUAUAGCCCUAAUGUCUUUCUGUUUGAAUUUCGAAGUUUUUCUAACCCUAUGCAGAUAGGAGACUAUACCAUCACUGCAAAACUGUGACUAUCUAGUCUAGACUUUGGUCAUCUUUUGUUAAUACCCUUGGUCUUUGUGUGGAUUAGUUUCUGCUAGUCGUUUUGUUCUUGUGUUCUUUUGGAAAUCAGGAAAACAUUUGACAAGGCUUUGCAUCUUUGUCUCAAGGACAUUUUGUCAACAGUUGCAUUGACUACAAGGUCUUCCAGUCCUUGCAUGCAGAACCUAAUGCUUAAUAUAAUUACUCUUAAUUCAACAUUUAAGAAGCAAAACCUUAAAUGAGUAAGCUUUUUGCUUGAAAUUUUCUUUUUUAAGAAAAUUUGUUUUGAAAUAUUAAAAUAGAUCCAUUUUAAGGAUCGUUUAAUUUUUGUUUAAUCAAUUUCAGUCGAGCCUCAGAAUGUGAAUUGUAAAGGAAAUGCCACAGUUCCAUGUACAACAAUGCUAAUUCAUGAAUUAAAUUUUGAAGCCAGUCUUUUGCAAUAUUUAAUGCUUUUUACAUGUGUUAAUAUUCUUUAUGCUAUGACACAUGUAAUAACAUUUUUUCUAUUUGAAAGACAUCAUAAGCGUUGGUCUGGGUGGACAUAUUGGGAAACAUGAAACAUAAGAUAAUACUCCUUCAGGAUAUGAAAACUUGGUUGUUUUUUUUUUAAAAAAAAUUCUUUCAUCCACCCACUCAUUCUUUGUUUACUGUUAAAGCAUUGAGAUGCUGAGUAGAGCACAUUCAUAAAAUUAAGCAUGAAGGUUAGAAGAUGAACAACUACAAAUCUAAUCUUGUGAAUUCUUCCUCUGAGCAGUCUGAUUUAUUCAGACCAAGAUUAUAAUCAGUACAGUGGAAUAACUGCAGGUUUAUGCUUGCUAUGGUAAAAUUAAUAAAUGUUCACCUUAGCUUAAGUGUUGUUUUGUAUUUUUUUUCUUUUUUGUUACUGAUGUUUUAUUUCACAACCUGAAAGCUGCAGCAAGUGAGGGCUCUGCACUCGUGUAACUUUGGUGCAUAGGUUGGAAGUGCCUACAGAAGUUGGUUUAUGCAUAAUGAUCUUCAGUUUGCCAAUCCCAGUGCUGUUUCUGUUUAGAAUAAAUGUGACAGUGCAAAUUUUAAUUUCAUUUUUCCUAAGUAGAGGAAGGGAGUCUGGUCCAAGACUGUCAAAUCAAGAAGUUAGAUGUACUGAAAUGUUUCAAGGAUAGCACUUCUAUUCUGUACAUAUGUAUGAUACUUAUUUUUAACAUCACAUACACUUUUGAAGGGUUUCUCAUACAUGGUGUUGUUUGGUCCUUUCCAUUACUGUCUUUUGUGCCCUUUGUUUCUGUGUACUGUUUUAAUCAGUUCUGAGGAGACCUGAAACUUGGGCCAAGAAAUGCCAGAUGCUUGGACUGCCUGGUUGAGUGUCUGGGCAGUGCAGUAUUUGUGAGGUUUUUAUCAGUUCUGAUACUUUUAGAUCAUGUGGAGAGGAAGUAUCUGAGAUGGAGAGAAGGCUGAGAAUGGUACAUUUCCUUUCAAGUUCAUCUUUCAAACAUGCAUGCUAGCGUAGCUAGUGCCAAAUGCAAAUGAUUUCUAAUUUCAUUUUUGUUUUGGGGUGGGAAGGAAGAACUGAACACUUUGAUGACUGUACAGCUUGUAUAUGCAGUUGCAGUUUGUCUGUACUUGUAAAAGCUUGUUAAUAUUUGGUUCAGAUUUUUUGAGCAUUGUGAGACUCUUGAAUUGUAUGGGCAGUUUUUUUCCAUCCACCAAGUCAGUGGCCUCAUACAGAAGCACACAGGCAGGCCAUGAAGCUGCCACUGGGACCAAAAGUAGUCAAGACGAAUCAGGUCCAAACGGCAGUGAAUUCCUAAAACAUAGAUCUGCUGGACAGAAUUGUUGGAUAUUUUCUUUCAGUUGAUCAAAUGUGGGCUGGCACACAGAAAAUCUUUGCAGUAGUUCAGUUUAUAGUCACUGAAAACAUGUCGCCUCAUUACCAGUGAGCCUAGCUAAUGACUGUUUAUUGGACCACACUAUGGAUAUUAAGCAUCUGAUGUAGUUUUGUAGAUGACUAUCAGCUCGAAAGGACAGGUACAAGUGUUCCAAGUUACACUUCUUUCACCAGCUUUUCUGUUUCUGUCUGAAAUGAUGGCAUGUUCUGGUGAUCAUUCACCUUUCCAUGUUGGUUUUGGAGGAUCUGCCUACACAGUCCCAGAGACUCAUGAGUCCUGGGUUUACAUCUUGCCUUUUGUUAGGUGUAGCACCUGUUAAUGAAGCUGCACUUGAGCAUGGUCAUGUAGUCGAUUUUGCUUAAAAUGCAAAUAGACCAAAGUCAGUUUGGUGACCUCAGUUGUCCAGCAAGAAAUUGUACUUCUAAUUUACUGCCCUUUACUUUUGGUUCUCAUCACAUCUUGAGUGGCAGGUGACGAUGUAUUUGCAUAUUUUACCCCAUGUUAAAUCUCCAAAGAAAAAUUAACAUUCUUGAGAACAAACAGGACAUUAACUGCUUAGAGGCAUUGAAUAGUAUAAUUUCGUUUAGAAUCAUGGGAUUCUUUUCCAGUGUAUAGAUUGAAGUGAAAUUCUACCAGUAUUUGUGCAGUUUUCAAAUUGUCUUUGCUUAUGUCAAUGUAUGAGAAACAAUGUGUGUUUGAAGGAGGUGGGUACAGAGCCACUUCUGAUUCAUUUGCUCUAUCAAUACUCAUCAUUCUUUUGAUAGUGACUCCAAUCUGAUCUUAGGAAAAUGAAAAAAAAGAACAGCUUGUUCUAUGCUGUCCAGAAUUCAGAAUGACUAGAGAUCAGAAGUGAAGAUAGGAGGCCAUCUUGAACUAACCCAAAUUAAAUAGAAAUAUCAUAUGCAUCAAAUGAGCACACCUGUUUUUAAAUGUUUUUGCUUAUCCCACAUUGUAAAAACCACAGCAGAGUCAUGCAUUGUUCAUUGCUGUAUGUAGCUUAAUUUUAUAUUCCAUGCAUUUUAAGUUGACUGCUGCUUUUUCCUUUGGUAAGUGCAUUUGUAGUUUUCAAUACAUUGUAUAGGCUACAUAUUAGGUUUGUGUAGUCUCAUUGUGAUUCUUCCCACAUGUCUUCACUACCAAUCCAAAAGUUUUUAAACAGCUGGCAUUUUGGUUCUUAAAAUCUGUUUUUAAAUUUUUUUUUUUACUGCCCAUGUGUUCUCACCUCCCAAGAAUGGUUCGUGUCAACACUUUUUCCUUUCUGAUUACAGGUUUUUGAAAAGAUUGUUAUAUUUGUACUUAUCUGCAUGCAUAUCUUUAUUGAUCACCUUAUUUCAAAGCUGCUGAAUCUGACAAAGAUGGUCACAGAUUAAAAAAAUUUUAAGGAGAGAGACAAGUGUUAUGGGUACCAGCUGAACUUUCUGCUAAAAGUUGUUGAAAGUGAAGGCUAUGUAACAGCAUUCCUGGUUGCAGUAAAGCUUUUUUUGUUUUCAUUAGGAUGGCAGUGAAGACCAUUUUCACCCCAUGGUAAACUUUUUUCCAUACUGCCAAUUUGCAUAAUUAUAAAUGGCAAGCCAGCAUCACCAUCGUUGCCACAUUGAAAGGACAAGUUAAUUUGAUCUCAGAAUGAUUCAUUCUUUACACUGCAUUCAACAACUUGUGUAAGGCAGAAGCCCAAACUUUUGUUCCAGAGGAUAAAAUACAGUAAUGGUGGUGAUGGAAAACAUUUCUGUGAAUUGUAAUCCAUAGUGAUUAAUGUGUCAGCACGAUCAGAUGUGCCUUGUUAUGUGUGAUGGUAAUAUGCUAACAUGGACUACACUCAGAGCAGCUCUGUGAAUAGAAUGUAUGGUUCUGCAUUUUGGGUGUUUUUACAGAUUUUGAUAGUGAGUUUUGUCCUGGAUUGUACUGCCACGAAAUUCGCGGACUACUUUCAUAACAGCAUCAAUUUGUAUUAUUGCAGAUAAGUAAGAAAAAAAAAGCACAACCAAAAUUAUCUUUCACUGCUGUCAUUGGUCUUACUCGAGUGCAAUUUAAACAAUAGCUGUAAAAAUUUAAACAAAUCUAACAUUGACUUCUGCCCCUCCAGUUUGCUGGAUUGUAGCUGAAGCAGCACAUUGUGCAGAGCUGUUUUUGGUGAGAAUAAUGCAGAGGAUAUGGAGGAUACACAGCAUUUCUGGUGAUUGCCCUCCAUUUAUAGCAGGGAAAUCUACAUAUCCAAUUUUGCAUCCACUUACACACCCAUUGAUAAUCAUUCAUUGGUCAUUUUGUUCUUUAGUCAUCCUCAAUAAGUAGGUUUACUUUUAGUGUUUAUCUGUAUUAGGAGCCUAGAACAAUGUCAAAACUUUGCUUCCAUGAAAUGAACUUGAGGGAAAUGUCUUGAAAGUUGAACUUCAAAUAGAUUUCAUUUACAAUUUGUAUGUUUGUAAAGUUUCGCAUUAAUCAUCUUAUAGAUGUUUGUACUAUAAUGAAAAAUUGUACAAGUUCAGUUAAAAAUGUGCAAAUAAAAUUUCGUCGUAAUCAACUUUGCUUAAACAUUUUUAGUCUCAUUCUUUUCUGCAGACUGCUUAGAUUCUGAUUUUGGUAUCAGAAAAAUGCCACAAAGCUUAGUCACCAUGCAUUUUUUAUUUUAAACUUUUGUUGUCAAUUUCUUUCAAAACAUUGAGCUCAACCUGUACUAGAAUGUCAUAUUUCUCACCCAGCAAUAUAUGUCGGCCUGUUGAAAUCUUUGGAGAUGAUGACCUACAAAUGUUUGUUGACAUUGAUGUGCAAUGAGACAUCAUGGGAAAAUCACUGCUAACAUUCGUUGUGCUAGCCCAGUUGCUGCUGAACAUUUCAACAUGGUAAAAAUUAACUUGAACUUGGAAGUCAUUGCUCUUUGUAGAAAGCAGUGGCAGACUUGGCUUUUUUUUUUCUCUUCCAAGCAGCCAGCCUGCAGGUCUUGUGACCAUGUCACCAUGAUGUUAUUUUUUUCAUGUCAUGUGAUGAACAUGACGUUGUUGGACCUUGCAGAGUAUUUCCAUCAACAGUGCAUGCUAAUACUGCCAUGACUGAUGAGAUUAGCUUCAUCACAUUUCCUGAAUAGACCCAACCCAACACCCAAUGCUGGGCAUGUUCCUCAUGCCCUCUUGUAAAUUUGACAAGUAACUGUGGUUUGAUCAGUUCUGUCUGGCUCUGCCGAAUGAAGAGAGAGAAACCAUUCGCUUAUUUUUAAGUGACGCUGCUUGUGUAGAUGUAUAUUUCGUGCAGGUUGAUCAUGGGCUGUAGGCCCUGCUCAACUGAUGUGAGCUCAAGUUAUUUUCUUAAUAAAUUGAACACUUUCAAACAAA
Molecule: messenger RNA, 7073 nt
Organism: Pomacea canaliculata
Lineage: Eukaryota; Metazoa; Mollusca; Gastropoda; Architaenioglossa; Ampullariidae
Product: coronin-1C-like
Exons: 11
Coding region: 131-1630 (499 amino acids)
Biological process (GO): actin filament organization
Molecular function (GO): actin filament binding
Source: RefSeq, a predicted model, not a curated record